Messenger RNA from Diachasmimorpha longicaudata, 764 nucleotides. RefSeq names its product dynactin subunit 5 (gene DCTN5-p25). NCBI's taxonomy places the organism in Eukaryota, Metazoa, Arthropoda, Insecta, Hymenoptera, Braconidae. The transcript is spliced from 4 exons. Gene Ontology annotation, cellular component: dynactin complex. Bases 141 to 686 code for a protein of 181 amino acids. The record is from RefSeq and is a predicted model, not a curated record.
GGGAAAGAGAAAGAGAUAGGCCGAACAGCUGAUUCCAUCGGACUCAGAAUUACUGACAGAAAUUCGAAUGUCAGAUUAUUUUUGUUUCUUUACAUUUCGAAUCCAUCACUGUUAAUUUAAAUAGUCUUGUUCAAGGGGAAAUGGAGCCCCAGGAUAUUUACUACAAUAAAUCGGAAUACGUGGAGACGGCCUCAGGGAAUAAAGUCAGCAGACAAACUGUCCUCUGUGGAUCUCAAAACAUCGUUUUGCAUGGGAAGGUCAUUGUCCAGUCUGAUGCUAUUAUUAGGGGAGAUUUGGCGAAUGUGAGGACCGGUCGUUACUGCAUAAUCAGUAAGAACGUCGUCAUCAGGCCGCCCUUCAAAAAAUUUAGUAAAGGAGUGGCAUUUUUUCCACUUCAAAUGGGGGACCAUGUGUUUGUUGGAGAAAGGGCUGUAGUUAAUGCUGCUGUGGUCGGUUCAUACGUCUACAUCGGUAAAAAUGCAGUGAUUGGAAGACGAUGCAUUCUUAAGGAUUGUUGUUACGUUGAAGACGGUGCUGUCGUCCCCCCUGAGACGAUAGUCCCCUCAUUCACGAGAUUCGCUGGUAAUCCAGCAACACCAGUGGAGGAUCUGCCUGAAUGUACCCUUGAGUUGAUGGUGGAUUUCACCAAGAAUUAUUAUCAACAUUUUCUACCAGCACCAAACUAACCUUUGUCAAGUCUAAAGUAUUAUAACUUAUCGUAAUUUUUGUACUAUACCUAAAUAUUUAUUUAAUUAUCUCAGAAA